AUGGAUAAUCCACAGAAUGAGAAAUUUAUAUUGGACGAGGACACCUGGGAGCUGAUGCUGCACGACGAAUGGAUGAUCAGUUUCUGUAGUCCACUGAUAACGACCUGCUUUAAGUUUGAUCACAUCUGGAGCAAGUUCGCCAAAGAGAUGAGACUGCAGCACACCGACAUAAAUGUGGCCAUCAUGAAGCUGGAGUAUUCGCAGACGUUCAAACGUUUCUCAUUGCACGACAUGCCCUUAAUAUUGCAUGUGAAAGAUGGCAUUUUCCGGAAGUUACCAGUGGCCAACAGCGUUGAGGAGUUCAAGGAGCUGGCUUUUGCAAAAUGGCGGGAUGUCGAACCGUUGUCCUUCUGGCAGCAACCGAAUGGUGUUUUGAUGUCCGCCUACAUACGCUACAUUCGAGCCAUCAAUUCUAUUUACAUCUGGCUGGAUGUGAGCUACGAGAACGCCACUUGGCUAAUACGCAUUGGCCUAUUGCUCAUUCUGGCCAUGAUUGUGACGGCCAUCUGUGGCAUUUGCACAUCCAAACGCGACUAA
Drosophila grimshawi is the source of this 537-nucleotide messenger RNA. RefSeq names its product thioredoxin-related transmembrane protein 1. The transcript has a single exon. The coding region runs from base 1 to 537 and encodes 178 amino acids. The record is from RefSeq and is a predicted model, not a curated record. NCBI's taxonomy places the organism in Eukaryota, Metazoa, Arthropoda, Insecta, Diptera, Drosophilidae.